Molecule: messenger RNA, 4944 nt
Organism: Linum trigynum
Lineage: Eukaryota; Viridiplantae; Streptophyta; Magnoliopsida; Malpighiales; Linaceae
Source: the annotation of a GenBank genome assembly
CCCUAAUUGAGUGAUUAAAAAUAUGUUUAAAAAAAACAAUGUGAAAUGAUCAAGAAAUUAAGAGAGGCAUGUUUAGUAUAGUAUACUAGAUUUGAGAAUCAAAACUAGAUUUUGCAAAAAGAAGCAAUGACAUUCAACUAUUAAGUAACGCCCUAACUGACAAGAUACGAGGUUGACAAGAUGUGGAAAGAAGGGGAAUCGCACAUGAGGCAUCUCAGGCCAUAUUUUCGAUGUAUGAUUAGCAUUUGAUCAGCAUUUGAUAAUCUAAAAGUAAAUAUUAGGGGGUGGAUAUAGCCUACAAUCUACCUUAAACUAUACGUAGCUCUACCAUUGUCGUACACACACAAACUUAGGGCGUUAGCUAGUGAUUCUUGGCAAACAAAUCAUAACUAAUUGUUAGAACUUAGUUAUCUUAUUAGUCACUAAUGUUAAACAUCAAGGUUUUGAUUCCCCCGUAUGUCUCCUUCUUACAUUUUCUUUUCUUCCUUCGCAUCUAAUUUGCCUUUUAGUUUUGGCUUAUUCUCCAAAGAAAGCGAAAGCUUCUACCUCUUGUUUUGGCAUCCUCUUCACAAGCAAUCAAAUAACAUAGUUAUUUGUUGUACAAAAUUUUGUUUAAUGACAGAUUGAUUAAACUUCACUAGUUUAGUGAGCAUAUAGAAAUUGGGUCAUACCCUGAUCGGUCUUAGUCUCACAGUUGUAGAGUCUAGUUCAAAGUUGCUUCCGAUUGCAAGCAAUUAUGAGCAUAAGAACUGGAUCAGAAGCGAAUUCGUUGUUAUAUCAGUUUUCCCAAGAAAAAAUCGUGAAAUUGAAAGAAUAAUAGUUAUUAAAUUUGUGAAUCGCAAUUCUAACGAACCAUUGAUCAUUGUUCGAGUAGCUUGACAUUCUAUCCUGCUAAUGUCUGUAAAACAUGAGUAGGUUAAGAGAGAGAAUAUACGUGAUCGUCUUGAUUUAUAUACAAGUGAAGCAGUAAAUGAUGAACCUUUAGAGUAGGUUCUAUCCCAUUGACAAGGAAGAUACAAGCGAGUCCAUCAAUUCCAUAGACCAUUGAUUGUUAGGUAUAACAUAAUCGACACCCAUUAGCCCCAAAGCCUGAAACAACUAGACUACAAAAUCAAACGAUGUUAACUCUAACAAAAAUAUUGAAAAAGCUUUACUUGUUAGUUGUUACUAUAUGAGCAAUUCAAUCAACAACCCGAAAAACCACCCUAAACGCUACACAAGAUCUACUAACUUAUACAACCAUAGUGUUGUAUUCGAGUCUUCAAAACAUCACUAUUAGCAUUCCCUUAUUAUUUAAUAACAUAUUUCGUGUAUAUUUAUUGGGAAGGAAUAGUCAAUUUGCUUAGAAAGAGUCCACAUAGUAAAAUUCCUCUUCUCUUAUUGAAUUUUUGCUACAAGAAAAUACAGCUAGCUAGUCGCCUUGGCCCGGCGGAGAGCACGUAAGAGAACCACUCCAUCGUAUUAUGACUUAUUGAAAAAAUGCUAAUAAUUAAAUUCAAUAGAUUCCUAAAACUCUAAAACACUUCCAUGCGCUAUAUUAUAUACGAAAAAUAGAAAUCAUGCCUUUGAAAAAGACUGGAAAAAUAGAAUAAUUGUUAAGGCCGGAAUUGCUCUGUCAUCUAGACAAGAAGAAAGGCGGCAAACACAAAUAUUUAUAAAAAGAUGAUAUCAACUAAUUAACAAUUGAGACGCAAUUUAACACAACUUAAUCUUGUGAUUAUUUAAUAAUUGAUUGGGGAAAGAGGUAAUGGGUCUCACUAAUUAAGCUUUCCAUCUUCAAAUGCUUGUUGGAAGUCAAACGAUGAUAACCAAACUUGUCAUUAGACCAAAUGAUAUCGUAUUACAUUUGGACAAUAUCACCACAAAACUAUACAAGCUUAGGGUGGGUAAGAAAUUGAUUUGAAAAUAAAGGAAAAGAUCGAACAAGCAACAUACCAUAUGAAGAACUAAAAAGUCGAGUAGGUCUCAGCAUAUAUAUCAACAGUGUCAACUUUCUCAUAGAUAAUCUCUUAUACCAUUAAAUAGUGGCAAAUCAAGGGGGAGGCCUGUCCCGGCUACAACCCAUUGAACCCAGCCCUUCUCUGGUUCUAGAGUUAGUAUAACAAUCGUAACUUUUUUAAUUUUUGGUAUUCGGUCCAGUACUAAUCGGGUUACAGCUCUACCCUCUUUGUGCCUCUUUUCAAAUGUGAUUCAGUGAUCUAUUAUGUCCUGAAUCCGACGAUGACACCAAGAUUAAAAAAAAAAACAUUAACAACCUAUUUCACAUUGUAUCUUGGAAUUGUUUCGUUCCAACUUUGAUCCAUUCUCGUCGUAGCUAUAUUUAGGGUUCAUAUUGAGAUAUUCGUGGGAAGAAAAGUUGCUUUCGGUCCUAUCUGUUUCUUGGUAAGUGCAGAGGAAAUGGGAGGGGGGAAAAUUAUGGAGAGACAGAAAAGGAUGAGAAGAAGAGAACAAGAGAUGGGACAAAGAAGGAACCAACUACGUACUGAUCAUUGAGUUCUUUCUUUCUUUCUUUCACAGUGAAAAAAGGAGUCCCAAAGCUUGACUGUGACUUGACAUAUCGGCUUGGCUCGUUACCAAUUUUCUCUUCUUCUUCUUCUUCUUCUUCUGGGGCCUCUCUCUGAAUCGUCAUUGUCAGAAAUGGUGCAUGCUCAACAGUAAAACCAGUCUGAUAUCUAUAUCUAUGGUCUGUGGACAUAGAUGGAUAGUAUAAAAGUGAGUGUAUGUGUGUAUGGCCCUGAAUUGAUUCAAGAGUUUAAUAUCAAUCCGACUAUGGUUCUCACAAGCUGGGCGCUGUCGGAUUAAGUUUUGGGCGCGCCCAUAGUGGGUUGGAUGCGUUGACACUUUAUUUAUAAAAUUGUCAUCACGUCCAUCCAAUGAUCAGGAGGCGCCUAGCGUCUGAUCCGACAACUUAGAAUAUUUAUGAGUAUGUAUUAUUCCUAGAUUGAGUCGUGAGCACAGGAUAGUCGGAUUUGUUCUAUAUGCAUCUCAAUUCAUAACAUGACACAUGUAUUUUUUUUUUUAAAUAUGAAACCUUUAAUUCUAAUAAUUCGAGUUUUGCUAAGAGAUCUCCGGGGCUCCAACUCAAUCGGGAAGAAAAAAUGAUCCUUCGUGCGGGCCACUAUGUCAUGAACCAACUGAUCCCCAAUAAUUCGAGUUGCCGAGAGAGGUCCAUGUAUGAUAUUUAACCACUUCCUUACACGCCCCCUCAAACGAAAGCCAAUUCAUAAGCUUGAAGUUUACACAUGUCUACCAUAUCACGUGCUUUUAAAGACAACUAUUAAUAUUCGGGUCGAGAGGAGUUGAACAUGUAACCUCAAAGAAAAAUCCACUUUGAUACCAUAUUAUAAACCAACCGGUCACAAUAUCUCGAGUUGUGAAGAGUAGCAUAGUAGUAUGUUUGGUGGCAUUUUACCGAAUUUUCAAAGGUUUGCUGUUCCAAAUGUAAUUCUCGACGCCAAGGUUAGUUAGGCCGGUGUAAUCAAUAAUCACAGAUGGGCCGAAUUCGUCAAAGGCCCAUGAGAUGCAAGUGAGGAGUUACUUGGCAUGGGCUUGAGAUAAUCAUUAGCCCGAUCCAGCCCAAAGUCAUGGUAUCAAACGACGAAGAUGAAACAAUGGCCGAUCGAGUGAUCGGUAAAACAAAACUGAUAAACUUGCAGUACGAUUUCUCCAUCUCUCUCGCGUAAUCCUUGGACGCAAGGAAACGAAUUUACUUCUCUUCCUCUCACCGUAAAUUCUCCUAUCCCUUACAUAUAUCAAAAUUCCUUCCUUCCGGGAUCAGUCGAUUUCCUUCCAAAAAUAGUAAAAGCUUCCACGGCGAUAGGAAGUAGCACCACCAGAGCAGUGGAAAAAUGGCGGCGUCUCAUGUCGAUGACUUAGAACAGCUUCUUGACAGUGCUCUCGAUGAUUUCCAAAGUCUCAACCUCGCGCCACCGUCUUCACAAAGAACUGCUGGCGGCGGGGGAGGGGAUGGUGGCGAUAAGGAGAAGAGCAAGGUGGGGGAUUCAGUUCAUGGUUUGCCGACUGGGGUUCAGGGUUUAGGUAUGGGACUGCCGCAACUGAAGAGCAAGAAGAAAGGGAAACAAAUGGCAGCGGCUUCUUCGAAGGAUACUCAUGUGGCUGAGGCGCUUGAUAAGCUUAUGGAGCAGACUAAAGAGGCUGUGCUGGGAUUGGAGUCCGUCACUGGCUCGAAGGGUGGUGGUGAUAAUAAGGAUGCUAUGGUGGAGGAUUGGGUUAAGCAGUUCGAGGAGCUUGCCUCUGGCCAGGACAUGGCGUCUCUUGUAGACACCAUGAUGCAACAGCUGCUGUCUAAGGAGAUUCUUCAUGAACCCAUGAAGGAAAUCGAAGGGAGGUAUCCGGCAUGGUUGAAAGACCACGAAUCAAGUUUGAGUAAAGAGGAUUUUGAACGUUAUUCCAAUCAAUAUGAACUUAUAAAGGUUCUCAACGAGGUCUAUGAGAAUGAUCCCAGUAACUACACCAGGAUCACCGAGCUCAUGCAAAAGAUGCAAGAAUGCGGACAGCCACCUGAUGAAAUCAUCCGGGAACUUGCACCUGAUCUCGAUUUGGCUACUCUCGGUCAAAUAACACCCGAGAUGAUGGAUUCCCAACAAAACUGUAGCAUAAUGUGAAGGAAGGAAUGGAAUGCCUUAGUUAUUAAUGGAUCAAGUCACCAUCUUCCUUUUCUCUGUGAAACAUUUAUUUGUCUUGGUAACUUUCAUGGAUAAUAAUAAAAUUAAAGCAGCAUACUUUAGUUUUGAUGCCAAUACAAAGCAGUGUGAUUGGGAAUUUUAGGGCUUUUUUAUUCAUUCAUCUUUCACAACAGUCACCCAUGUAAAGCAAACCAGAAGGCAUUGUUCCAUUUUGUUCUUUAAGUUGUAGUUGCAGGAGUGGGUUUAGACAAUGGCAGCUUAUAGGAUAGUUUGCUUUGAAUGAAUGGAUUGGGUUUCA